AUGUUUGUUGUGGACAUGAGGUCAAAAGGAGCUUUGGGAGAAAAAUUCCCAAGUCCUACCAAGGAGGUGGAUGACUUGAAAGUAGAGGUCUCUACAAGUAAAGAUGAGACCGAGAACAUUGAGAACCAACAAGAUGAAUAUAAUCAAUUAUAUGAAGAGUGCCUCAAACAAAAUAAAAUGAUGUUUUCAUUGAGUAUAAGGCUCAAAAUGAGUGAAGAUGAUAAGAAAGCAGUCCAUGUGGACUUGGUGAAGUCCAAAGCUCAUAUUUGUGGGCUUGAGGAAGCGAAGAAGUCCUUGAAGGACAAAUUGAACCUUCUUGAAAGUGACUGUCAUGGGCUUGUAAAGUCAAAGAAGAGUCUUGAGUUUAAAUGA
Ilex paraguariensis (yerba mate) is the source of this 372-nucleotide messenger RNA. Lineage: Eukaryota; Viridiplantae; Streptophyta; Magnoliopsida; Aquifoliales; Aquifoliaceae. The record is from the annotation of a GenBank genome assembly.